AUGCAGAAAUGUAUAAUUCGCUAUGAUAUUAUUUCCGUGCUCGAUAAAGUUUGUGUAGUUGUCACACGUUCGCGAGAAUCGGACGACAAUGGAGUCGCACGUGGCAAAGCAUCAGUGGCUCGAGACCCUCGAGCGAUUCGCGUUUCGCCAGACCGUGCCGCGGUUGUCUCGUCGCUCAUUCCCGGAAGGUUCCUGCACCUCUUUUUCAGCGCACUGCAAGCCAUCGAGGCGGGGGACACCGCGGAGGCGCGCGCCCUUAUCGCCACUCUCCGCGAAGCUGCGGGUCUCAAGCCUGCGUCCGCGGACCCCGCUUCCUCCUCGCCCGCGCCUCCGCGGAAGUCGGCGCUCAAGUCCCUCGACGUGUCGCCAAAGCUCUCGAGUGUGACGGCGGACGCCGCGUUUCUCGGGCCGGGCGGCCUCGUUCGUCUUAUUCAGGAGCUCGAGCUGCGGCUCGCCGUGGCGCUCUGGGACUCUGGAGACCGCGACUCGUGCGUUGAAAUUAUUAAGAAGGAGCUGAAUGUGACGCUCAACACCGCCCUUCCUGCUAGCAUUGCCACAGCACCUGCCGUCCCCCCUACAGUACCAUCAUUUGAUGUGACAAUAGAGGAUGCGGAGGGAGCAGUGGCGGCUGUAGCGCCGGCUGUAGCACCCGCCACAGCUGUAGCAGGGAGUGAAACACCUGGUGUGGCAGCAGCAGCAACUGCUGCAGGAGGCGGUUCAGGUGGUCUUUCAGGUGAUUCUGGCACGGGUGGAGCAUCCGCUCUCUCGUCCUUCCCCUCCACACUGCCGCCCGAGUUCGCCGACCAUUUGUCUCUUCUGGAGCUGACGUGGCAGCAGCAUGGGUGGCAGGGGCUCAAGGAGGGGGGGCUUGCGCCAGUUCUGGCGCGCCUGCUGGCAAAGGAGGAGGCAGAAGGGCAGGGGGGAGGGUCGGGGGGAGGGUUUGGGGGAGCGUCUGGGCGGGGGGUGGGGGUGGGGGCACUGGUGGGGCAAGCCACUGGGUGGGUGGGGGGGGCGGUGGGGUGGAUAAAGGGGAAGGGGGGAGUCUGGAAGAAGACGGAAGGUUCGCAGAAGGUUCCGUUUUGGCUGCGAGAGCCGAGUGACAAAAAGUCACUGCAGCAGCUGCUGAUGCAUGUGCGGUGCCCCUCAUUGCCCCGACUGGAGGACGCAGUGGCAUGGGAGCUGCAGCGGUUGGAGCGGGAUGAGCCGGACGCCUUCAGCCGUCUCAGCCUCCCGAUUCUGCAUAUCCUCACUCCCCCGCAGCUACAGUCUCUUGCCGCCCGCUUCCCGUCCAUCGCCACACAUCCGCGCAUGCUGGCGCUGCGGGCCAUUCAGAUGCUGCCACGUGGCAUGUCUCUGGACACCUCCGCACCAACCCCAGAAAGCGUCGAUCAGAUCUUGAGCUAUUUGGACCGCAUACAACCACUGCUAACCAGCGACCACCUGAGGGCGAAGCUGCUGUUUGCGCGCCUCACGCUCAGCCUCGUGCACGGCCAGGCGGACGCUGCCCUGCUCCUCGCCUUCCUUUCCAUCAUCCACAACGGCCCUUACGGCGUCUUUCCUCCCGCAAAGCCACACGAGGAGGAAGCAUUCGCCUACUUCCCUCUCUUCGCCUCCUGCCCCUCGCCAUCCGAUGUCAAGGAGCUCGUAGCCCAGCUCUUCCGAAACCUCUUCUCCUCCCCUUCCUUCUCCUCCUCCCUCGCCUCCCCUGCCUCCUCCUCCUCCUCUGCACCCCAAUUCGCUCUUCCUACGAGUAUCACCUCCCGCCCUACGUUCCAUUCGACUCCUGCCACGUCAGCAUCAGCAGCAGUGGCAUCGUCAGCGCAGUUCCCGUUUGCAGCGGAUUCGCCGGAGGCAGCGGCGCUGGUGGAGAGGGCCAUGCACACGUGGCAGCCUCUGAUUGGGCAGGGCAAGCUGGACUGGAGCUACGUGGCGCUGCUAUUGGCUGAGAGCCGGCUGUGCUGCGCGGACGACCCUUACUACCCCGUCUGGCUGCACCUCUAUCUCACGUCCUAUCAGCGCCAGCAUGCGCCUGACAACCCGACAGCUGGCAGCAGCGCAUUGGCCGAGCUGACAGGGCGCUGCCAGCUGGACUUUGCCGCCCACAACCGGCGGGUGUGGCGGGCGGCAGAUUCGGUGCAUCUGGACGUGAUUGUGAAGAAUGUGCCUGUACUCGCUGUGAAGCUGUUUGAGGUGGAUUCGCUGCGCUACCUGCUCUCCUCGCCAAGUGAUACGGAAUUCUCCAAUCUGGGGUCACUGCACGGACUCAAACCAUGGUAUCUGGCCGGGCGGCGGGGCGUGUUUGUAGUGCAGCUGGAGGGCGGCGGGCUGUGCACGCGGGCUAUCAUCCGAAAGGGAAAUCUAGUCCACACGGCCACCCUCACCCCUCGUGGUCUCGCAAUUCGCAUGCUCAACGAAGACGGUGCUCUUGUGCUGCCCACCACUGCCGGGCCACCAUCGUCCUCUUCCGCACCAGCAGCAGCCGAACCAGGCGGAGGUUCGGCUGCAGGGCUUGGGUGGAGUGUGUGGGUGGAGGGGGUGGAGUAUGCGGUGGGGAGCGGUGGGGACGUUUUGCUGCCAUUCACUGCCAGCAGCAGGGAGUGCACUCCCGUGCUCUUUGACGGCUGUCUGGCUGCUGUGGGUGCAUCCGUGCAAGUUCCAGAAGAAAGUUACAACCUCAACUUGCACGCCUGGCUCAAUCAACCCUUCCUCCGCCCCUCUGCUGACGCCCGAUUCGGAGUUAACGCACAGGACAAAAGUCCCGGACGGCGCUGUUUGUCUGGAAGUGGACCUUCGGGGAACAGUGGUAUUGCAGAGCAAGGGCGGGCAGGAAAAGGCGCUGAGUGCUGA
This is a messenger RNA of Closterium sp. Yama58-4, 2847 nucleotides long. The record is from the annotation of a GenBank genome assembly. NCBI's taxonomy places the organism in Eukaryota, Viridiplantae, Streptophyta, Zygnematophyceae, Desmidiales, Closteriaceae.